Molecule: messenger RNA, 1712 nt
Organism: Musca domestica (house fly)
Lineage: Eukaryota; Metazoa; Arthropoda; Insecta; Diptera; Muscidae
Product: esterase-5B-like
Exons: 3
Coding region: 47-1660 (537 amino acids)
Source: RefSeq, a predicted model, not a curated record
CCAAAGAAAAAAACAGUUGCUCACGAGUAGCCGGCCGCAACAGAAGAUGAAGUUUAAACUUUUCGUAUUGGGUUCGAUUUUAUUCGUCUUAUAUAGUAUUUGGUGUGGAAAUAGGAAUAAAGAUCCAUUGAUUGUGGAAAUUGAAAAUGGGCGUCUGAGGGGUAAAGAUAAUGGCUUCUACUAUAGCUAUGAAUCCAUACCCUAUGCUGAGGCACCCACAGGAUCAUUGAGGUUUGAGGCCCCUCAGCCAUAUAACCACAAAUGGGAAGCAGAAUUUGAUGCCAGUGUGAAACCCAAACCCUGCAUGCAAUGGGAUCAGUUUCAGGAGGGCGAAAACAAACUAACCGGUGUUGAAGAUUGUCUCACAGUCAAUGUCUACAAACCAAAGACAGGCAAGGAAAGCUACCCGGUAAUGGUUUACAUUCACGGUGGCUGUUUUAUGUUUGGCGAUGUGAAUUUCUAUGAACCCGAUUAUUUGAUGCGUAAUGGCAACAUGAUCUUGGUCAAGGUGGUUUAUCGCCUGGGACCCCUUGGCUUCAUGAGCACCGAAGAUGAAGCCAUUACAGGAAACUUCGGCUUAAAAGAUCAACAAUUGGCAUUGAAAUGGAUUCAAAAAAAUAUUGCCAAUUUUGGUGGAGAUCCGAGCAAGGUUAUGUUGACUGGCUUUUCGGCAGGUGGUGCCUCGACACAUUAUCAUGUGCUCAAUCAGGAAACCAAAAAUUUGGCCAAAACUGCAGUGUCAUUUAGUGGUGUUGCCCUAAAUCCCUGGGCAUUUAGCACAUCUGCACGGCAAAGUGCUUUCAAGGUGGCCAAGAUUUUGAAAUGUCCCAAUUUGGAAAAUACCCAGGAAAUUAAGAAAUGUCUGCAAGCCAAGCCAGCUGGGGAUAUUGUGAGCUCGGUAAAAUAUCUACUGAAUUUUGGCUAUAAUCCCUUCUCCACCUUUGGCCCCGUUGUUGAGCACCCUAAGGCUAAAAAUGCUUUCUUGAGCAAACAUCCAAGGGAUAUCAUUAAAUCGGGACAAUACACUCACAUCCCCUAUUUGUUCACCUAUACCUCCGAAGAUGGUGGCUACAAUGCUGCGGAGUUACUUCAAAUGAAUCCAAAGACAGGCAAGGAGUAUAUCUACGAUUUGAAUGAGAAAUGGUUGGAUUUGGCACCACCAAAUCUCUUUUUGCGUAGCAUCACUGACCAACCCGUGGAAUAUGCCAAGGAAUUGCGCCGCAAAUACAUGGGAGAUUUGAGUUUUUCGGUGGAAAAUUAUUGGCAGGUUCAAGAGAUUUAUACGGAUAUUUUGUUUAAAGAUGGCCUAUUGGAAUCAAUGAAAUUGCAUAGUGAAAAAUCGGAUAGUCCCAUCUAUGGUUAUGUCUAUGACAAUCCGGCGGAUUAUAGUUUGGGAUAUGCUCUGACAGGAAAGAAGGAUUUCAAAUAUGGCACCAAUCAUUUAGACGACUUAUCCCUAAUCUUCCACUAUCCGGUGCGUAGUCCACCCCGUCCCGAUGAGGUUAUCAUUUCCAAGAAAUUCCUAGAAAUGUUGGUCAACUUUGUUGAAACAGAACACCUAUCCUUUGGAGAUUGUGAAUUUUUGAAGAACAACAAGGACAGCAAACAACUGAAACUGAUGUCAAUUACCAAAGAUGAUUGUAAACCCAUUGUUGUCUAAGACGCCCACGUAUCUCAAAUAACUCAAAAUAAAUUAAAUUAGGAAAAAAAGA